Messenger RNA from Emericellopsis cladophorae, 1857 nucleotides. RefSeq lists its product as uncharacterized. Gene Ontology annotation, cellular component: lipid droplet. Lineage: Eukaryota; Fungi; Ascomycota; Sordariomycetes; Hypocreales; Bionectriaceae. The record is from RefSeq and is a predicted model, not a curated record. The coding region runs from base 1 to 1857 and encodes 618 amino acids. The transcript is spliced from 3 exons.
AUGACCUCGAGUCGCCGAGGGCAGUCACCCCUUACUAUAUCUCUCCCUCCAGCCGGGAGUUCCAGCCACCCGCCCGAUCCCCCCCCAAUCGACGCUCUAUUCCUUAUAGACUUUGAUGUCAAGAAAGGCUACACGAUCGCCUGGCAGCAGACUGUGCCCGGUGUUAAUGUCGAUGGACGAGUCGAAUAUAAAUCUCUUCCUUCUGGGCUACACACAGUCUCGGAGGAUCUCAUCUACUUUGUGCACGAGGGCGCGCAUGCGGGUCUCAGCGCCUUUAUCAAUGUGCCCUGUGAAGAGGAGGAGUCGAGGCACGCGCGCAUGAUCGCCGUUGGAGUGCUGGUACCAUUGAGUUACGGACGAUUGGGACGCGCCUGGAGACAUGCACAAGGACUGAAGGGUCUAGCCAACGAAUUGGCCAAGGAUCGCACCAACACAGAAUUACUCGACACCUACUGGAAGUCGAAUAAGCUUGAAAAAGACGAUCCGAAACCCCCGGCCACGUCUGGGGAGACACCCAUCACGACACCCGCUGUUACGUUCUCCGAGCCUAAUGAGCAACCCCAGAGGAAGGGUCACUACAGAAACCGCUCAGGCUCGGACGGCGCGUCUCUCGCCCCAGCGGAGCACAGGCUAUCGCCGUAUCACCCAGCCUGGAGACUGACGAGCUUGUUAGACAAGUAUGGACCGUUGAUCUUCCCAAUCCACAGAGCCGCGUUGCUAAGGCAGCGCAUCCUCAUCUCUUGCCAUGCACCUGUUCAGGAGAUCUUGUACAACUUGUCCAUUCUCUCAAACGUCCCUCUAUCUCUCACGAAUAUACUCCCCGAGCACUCGCCUACGCAACGACUGAGACCUCUUUUUACCAUUGGCGUGCAUGACAUCCCUUUUUUGACAGAAGACUAUGAAGCUCUGAAACGACGAGGACAAAGCGAACACGCCAUUGACGACGACGACUUGGACGAUGAGACCGGAACUGGCUGGGUUGCCUGCACGACCGACUCUAUCCUAGCUAUGAAAGACACGCUCUGGGACAUGCUCAUCACCAUGCCCCCCGAGCAUUCGAGCCACGCCAAGGACAAAGUGUGGCCUACAGUCGAGUGCCCCAAGGGAGUGCCCGUUCGCGCAACCCAGCGUGAUCUGCGUCGCUUCAACACUCUACGUGCCGGCCUCUUCCAGCUCGCCGACACCCCGUUGUCCCCCAACGGAGUGCGUGCGUCAACGAGCCACUCCAACCGCUCAACUCGGCACUUUGACCACGCCGACGACUCUUUCGACAAGGUCAUUGAACCGCUCAGCUGGGCCGCUCUCGCCUACAACGGCUACAUGUGGUGGGCUUCGGCCGGCGAGCAACUCCACUCCGAGGAGCAGGAAGAGACCUCCCGCGACACCGCACUGCUCGCCGACCUCACGCCGCACACGCCCACCAUGACGAUGCCCACGUCUCGUUCAGACCCUACAUACGAGUCACUAGCAUCCCUGGCUGCCCUGCGUCACCAGAAGUCGAUGCUGUCCGCCGAGGCGGACGAAGCGCGCGUUGAGCUGGCCAUCGUUGCCUACUUUCACCGUCUCACGACGCAGAUACUCUCCGUCAUGUCUGAUAUCAUCGAAGAAGUGGAUGAGGCGUACCCCGACAACGAGCACAGCGGCACACCUACAGAGGAGGGCGACGCGCUCCUCGGUGACAGUCGUCUGCAGCCACGUGCUGUCAUGGUGGACAGUCGAUCAGUCGAAAACAUGGGACUGGAUGUAUGGAGUGAUGCCGAUGCGACGUUUGUCAAGGACCUGAUGAGGGUGUAUUUUGACAGGCUGGCUAAAGUCGAGGGCAAGGGUGUCGAGAUAUGUGGAGUGCGGGUGUGCUAG